AUGACUGCUGCUACCGCUGUACCGACUUCUGGCGAACUACAAAACAUUGAGCUUGCUCUCGGCCGCUUAUGGCAACUAGAUACUAAUAGAUUGACGGCUGGAGAACAUUACAAAAUCAAUGUCGGCACCUCACGCGAGUCUCGGAGACUGUUCAAAUAUGUUGACGAAAGCGUCUUUAAUCUUCCUACGUAUAAGACUUUCAAGAAUCUUCUUGAUAAUUAUAUUCCGCAAGUAGGGAUUCCCGAAAAGGUCGACGCUAACGAGUUGCGUGAGAAUGCUGCAUUCAUUAAGGAGGUCAUGAAUACUGUUCCUAUGAUUUAUGUCCACAAGUAUCUUGUUCAGAAAGGCAAAGUUCCGACAGAUCGGAGAGCGUUUGCGCGUUUGCUGGACGAUGUGUGGUUUGAAAUGUACAGAAGAGCCGGCGCAGGUGGUGAUUCGAGUGCUUUCGAGCAUGUAUUUUUGGGAGAGAUUGACCAUAACCAGGCUAAAGCUUUCCAUAAUUGGAUUAAUUUCUACGUUUGUGAACAGAAUGGAACGAUGAAAUACGAAGGCAUUGUGCCUGAAAGGGGGAGUCGUCGCUCUGAACAGUCCUCUGGAGACGAACACGUGAUAAAAAUGAGAUUCGCAUUCAAGGGUGCUCCUAAACCGUUUUCCACAUCCUUUAUCGGUACAUCUCCUGAAUUUGAAUUUGCCUUGUACACACUUCUUUUCUAUCUUGGAAGAGAAGACACCGAAUUCACCGUUGAGGAUAUUAGAGUUAAUAUAAAAGUGUACGAUAUCUUCAGAAACGGCGAAAGGAAGAUCGGUAGUGCGUUCCCAGCGAUAAUUGGUACCAAUAAAUCAAAUAAUUUUUGA
This is a messenger RNA of Paraglomus brasilianum, 855 nucleotides long. NCBI's taxonomy places the organism in Eukaryota, Fungi, Glomeromycota, Glomeromycetes, Paraglomerales, Paraglomeraceae. The record is from the annotation of a GenBank genome assembly.